CCAAAACGGACCCUGGUCCGCAUCCAUCUUGGCUCAAGGUUAGCUCGAGCUUCUUCGUUGUGCCCUGGUGCUUCGACCGACGCUGUACUCGCCACUGUUGUUGCAGUCGCCGCCCUGGGGCUCGCUCGGCCGAUGGUGCAGAUUGAGGUCGGCGCUGAGCCCGGCAACGCGCCACCCGAGGACGAGAAGCCUCCGGCCGAGCCCGUCGCCUCCUACCGCGAGUUCUUCCAGUUCCUCAAGGGGUCGGAGAAGGUUCUGGUGGCGCUCUCGUUCGUCGGCUCGGCUUCGUCUGGCGUCGCGCAGCCCGGCAUGCUUGUCGCCUUCUCCGCACUCUUCAAGCAGCUCAGCGCCAGCGACAGCGGCGGCGUGCAGGUCCCUGACGAUGUCAUGCUCGAGAUGCUGUACAUCAUGAUCGUCCUCGGCCUGGUCUCGUUCAUGGGAAUGUGGAUUUCGAAUUGGGGCAUCGACACGGUGACGUCACAGCAGGUGCUCCAGUAUAAGUCGGCGUACCUCAAGGCGGUGCUGCGGCAGGACGUCGGCUGGUACGACACGAGCCACCCCGAAGAGCUCGCGACCCGGUUUGCGGAGGCCAUGGUUAAGGUGCAGAAGGGCUUCAAGAGCUUGCCCAUGGUCUUCAUGGGGCUGGGUUACGGCUUCGGCGCGCUGGUCGUGGCAUUCUUGCCCCAGUACGGGCAUCCAGCCGUGGCGGGUGUCACCAUCGCCACCGUGCCUCUACUGGCAUGUGCCGGGAUGGCGAUGAUGUAUUUCGUCGAGAACGGCUCGAAGUUGGUCGGGAGCGCUUAUGCCAGCGCGGGUGGUAUUGCAACCGAGUGCCUCUUCUCGAUGCGCACGAUCACCUCCCUCGGCAUCGAGAGGGAGUACGAGAACCGGUACGCCUCCUCGCUGCAUGGCGUCCGGAAGGUCACCGUGACCGCCACCAUGAUGCUCAUGAUGUUUGCUGGCCUUGCUCUCGCGUCGUACCUCGUGAUGAUGAUUGUAGCGAUCGCCUUCGGCGCCUUCCAGCUCGCCAGCGAAGUUGAGCAGUCGGAGUUCCCGCUGGUGGUGCCGUUCUCAAACGGGACUUACCACUACUGUGGCGACGGCACGACGGGCGCCUACGCUGGCACCAGCGACCCGCCCUGCGACACGCCGUUCCUAAUGUCGUGCGCCCUUGCCAACUACAUCUCCAUCGACGAAGCGAGCCUGGAGGCCUUGGGCUUCAGCAGCAAGGACAGCUUUGAUGAGUACGUGACGGACGCAGACCGUGCCCCGGGGCCGUACCUGGCGGACAAUGGUUCCUAUUACAACUGCCAGUGGGGCGGCACCAAUAUUCUCAUCUCGGCGGCGGGCGAGGGGGGGAAGUGAGACGGAGAAGGCCCUCUCAGAAGUCGGGGGGCUUUUUUCAG
Prorocentrum cordatum is the source of this 1406-nucleotide messenger RNA. The record is from the annotation of a GenBank genome assembly. Lineage: Eukaryota; Dinophyceae; Prorocentrales; Prorocentraceae.